This is a messenger RNA of Brassica rapa (field mustard), 4068 nucleotides long. RefSeq names its product glutamate decarboxylase 5. Lineage: Eukaryota; Viridiplantae; Streptophyta; Magnoliopsida; Brassicales; Brassicaceae. The record is from RefSeq and is a predicted model, not a curated record. Gene Ontology annotation, biological process: L-glutamate catabolic process. Gene Ontology annotation, cellular component: cytosol. Gene Ontology annotation, molecular function: glutamate decarboxylase activity; pyridoxal phosphate binding.
UAGAAUGAAUCGACAUGGAAAGUUAGUUUUGGAUAAGCCUUGAUUAUCAUAAAGUAAAUGGAAAGAGAUAUUGCACAAGAAAGCAAUUUAUUUUGUUUCUCGGGAUAUAUGAAUUAUUGAAUUAGGAUUCUGGUGAGAGAAGAGGUUCUUUGUAGCAAGUAGCAACUAUUGGCUUCGUAUAUGUAUGUCUAAAGAUAUUUUCAGACUCUGUGAGGGCUCUCCGUUUAUGCAAUCCUUUUUUGGUGGUGGUGCGUAAUACUAUGAGAGUUCAUAAGCUUCCGAAUAGUGGUUUUUUGUAUAGCUUCUUAGACUCAUCAUAUUUAUCUCUUGCGCAACAUAUUUGAUGUGUAUACUUUGAAAGGAGGUGGCAAACUAGCAAGUCUCGCUGCUAUUAAUUCAUAAUCCGGCUUACAAGGAUCUGUAAAUUUUCAUAAGAUCAAUUAUAGUACACCAGUUCUUCUUUACUACUGUGAUGUAGUUCUCUCUGACAAUAAUAGUAUACAAUACACAAUUCAAGGGGAAGAGAGAGAGAGAGAGAAAGAGUCAAGGGGAGGCUAGUGAAAAGAGGGAGUUCGUUCCUAAAUUUAACAAGUUAAAAAAACAAUGGCACUCGCCAGAAACUCUGAUUCUGAGGAGCAUUUGCAUUCCACUUUCGCUUCCAGAUAUGUCCGUGCUGUUAUUCCCAGGUUCAAGAUGCCUGACAAUUCCAUGCCCAAAGACGCUGCUUAUCAAGUGAUCAGUGAUGAGUUGAUGCUUGAUGGCAACCCCAGGCUUAACCUAGCUUCCUUCGUCACCACUUGGAUGGAACCUGAGUGUGACAAACUCAUCAUGGAAUCUGUUAACAAGAAUUAUGUUGACAUGGAUGAAUAUCCUGUCACUACCGAGCUCCAGAACCGGUGUGUAAAUAUGAUAGCCAACUUGUUCCACGCUCCCGUUGGAGAAGACGAGGCUGCUAUUGGAUGUGGAACCGUUGGUUCAUCUGAGGCUAUAAUGCUUGCCGGUUUAGCUUUCAAAAGGAAAUGGCAACAAAGGAGAAGAGCUCAAGGUUUACCUACUGAUAAUCCUAACAUUGUAACUGGUGCCAAUGUUCAGGUGUGCUGGGAGAAAUUUGCAAGGUACUUUGAGGUAGAGCUCAAAGAGGUGAAGCUAAGUGAAGGAUAUUACGUGAUGGACCCAGCUAAAGCUGUAGAGAUGGUUGAUGAGAAUACAAUCUGCGUUGCAGCUAUUCUUGGAUCCACACUUACCGGAGAGUUUGAGGAUGUGAAGACACUAAACGAUCUCUUAGCUGAGAAAAACGCAGAGACUGGUUGGGAUGUUGCUAUUCACGUUGAUGCAGCCAGUGGAGGAUUCAUUGCUCCUUUCCUCUACCCUGAUCUCGAAUGGGACUUUAGGCUUCCAUGGGUGAAGAGCAUCAAUGUCAGUGGUCAUAAGUAUGGACUUGUCUAUGCAGGAGUUGGUUGGAUUGUCUGGAGAACCAAAGAUGAUUUGCCUGAGGACCUUGUCUUUCACAUUAACUACUUAGGAGCCGAUCAACCCACUUUCACUCUUAAUUUCUCUAAAGGGUCGAGCCAAAUCAUUGCUCAGUACUAUCAGUUUAUCCGCCUAGGCUUUGAGGGAUACAAGAACAUAAUGGAAAACUGCAUGGACAAUGCAAGGAGGCUAAGAGAAGGAAUAGAGAUGACAGGAAAGUUCAACAUUGUGUCUAAAGAUAUUGGUGUGCCGCUAGUGGCAUUCUCUCUCAAAGACAGUAGCAAACACACCGUGUUUGAGAUAGCAGAGUCUCUGAGGAAGUUCGGAUGGAUAAUACCGGCUUACACUAUGCCUGCAGAUGCACAACACAUUGCUGUGCUGAGAGUUGUGAUCAGGGAAGACUUUAGCCGAGGCCUUGCAGACAGACUCAUCACACAUAUCUUACAGGUACUGAAAGAGAUAGAAGGGCUUCCUAGCCGGAUUGCGCAUAUAGCAGCUGCUGCAAAGGUUAGUGGUGGUGAAGAGAAGACUGCUAAGAUGUCGUUGGAGGAUAUCGCUAAGUAUUGGAAACGUCUUGUGGAAAACAAAAGAAAUAUUGUCUGUUAGGACCUAAGGGAAGAUAAGUCUUCAUGCUUCUUCUUUGAACCAAUAACGUGUUUGGUAAUAAGGUUUUCAGUUUAUAACUUGAACUUCCUUUUUGUUUUUUUCCUUCCUGGCAUUUUCUUUAUUUGAUGGUAAUCUCUUAUACAAUAAAGCUGACUUUUUUUUUCCAUAGGGGAAAAAAGACAUGUGGCACUCUAACUUUGAGUUUUGUUGAUUUCAUUUCGGGAGUGAUCUGAAUGGGCUAUAACAAAUGUUUUAUCGUUUGCUUAUGUUCACGGGCCUUACUGAGUCGUAUCAACUCUGUUUGGACUCAACAAAGAAACAAAAGCUUGAAUUUUAGCUGCAUUCACCUUCGAGUAUAUUGAAAGUGAAGAACGUAGAGAGCUUGACGCCAUUGCAACUCUCUUUACUCUUCUUUGUGAGGGAGAGAGAGAUUAAUAAGAAACGGGGAAGAACAAAUGCAUCGUUCAAUUUUUUGAUGUUGUCUUCACAGGAUGUUGGAAAAUCUGCACUGGAGAGCUAUCAAGAGUACUUUAAUUUCUGGCUUUAACAUAUUUGCUUGGAUUGAUCAUCUUCCCUACUUACACAAAAACAUGAAAGGUAGUGAAUAAGUUUUUAUAUGAUUUCGACUUAACUUCUAUGUUUCUUCUUGGCCUUAAUUCUCAUCACCACCUGUAUUUAGAUCAGUGUUAAUGUUACGUUUUUGGUAUGCCAUGGGAGUUUCUGUGGUUGAGCCCAGCAACAGCAGAUCCCAAGGGUUGAAUAAGUGUGAGUGCAGUUGGCGGCAAGAUGAGAUGAAGAGACAUGUAGGUCUAACAUCAUGUGAGGUAGAGAAAAUUAAAACUCUGAUGAAAGGCAAGAACUGAGAGUAAUCUUGGGACAGCUAAUUUUUUUUUAGAAGUUUCAAAAUAGAGAUCAAAGCGUUGAGAGAAAAAAAACUGUUAGAGACUAACAUGGAAACAGAGAAAACGAUGAAGGAAGAUCUUCAUACAAAGCUGAACAUACGAAGUCGUCUUGAGAAUAAUAAUUGAGUUAGUCAUAAUUGUGGUACCAAUCACAGUGCCUUGAUUGUAUGUGAACAAGUGAAAGCGAACGCUGAGAAGAUGGAGAUGGUUCCAAGGAAGAAGAAUUUAAGGUUCUUGAAGAAGUUUUUUAUGAUGACAAAAGUGAGCAGCAAGAAAUGUGUAGCCUUCACUAUGUAGUGAAUAAAAACAAAGAUAUAAUAUAUUCAGAGGGCUUACGUUUUUUUUUUUGAUAACUGUAAAUUUUAAGUUGGUUACAUGAGCAAAAAAAAGGAGAGUAAGGUUGUACACCCCUUGUUGCAGCAAAUUUUAGCUAAGGACCUAUGGUCAGCUAUACUUGAACCACAAGGAGAGUAAGGUUGUACACCGCUUGUUGCGCCGUCUUGCUAGGAGAAUAUCUUUCGUGACCCUAUCAAUCUUGUUGAAGAUAGCUAGGGGCAUUGUUAGAGAUCUUUCAUGUUUCCUAUCAAGUCUUUUUCUCCAUAUGUGAUAAAUUGUAGCUUGACAGACAAUUAAACUGAGAAGCGUUCUCCUUGGCGACCAUCUCUGCUGGAGAAGCCACCCAAUCAUCGCUUGCCAAAAAUUUAUAAACGAUAUAACCCAACGAAACUUGCGUUUUCGAAGCGCGGAUAAUCUAAUAGUCUCUCUGUUUCAAAAUAUUUGAUGUUUUUGAAGAUUUGUAUUGUUUCAAAAUAAAAAAUGUUUUAACAUAACUAUGCAACUUUAAUUUUAUUAGAAAAUGUUUAACCAGUUAUAUUUUAUAGUUUUGUAAUGAUUGGUUGAAUUGUUUUUAAUUUAUAUUUUUAAUAGUUUUUAAGUUAAAAAGGUAAAUUUUCUUAAUCUUUGUGUUUUCAUCCAUGACAUCAAUGUUUUUAAACCCGAUCCGGACACUGAACCGGACGACUUACAGGGCCGCUAGGUCACUGGAUCGACCGCGGAUUAAUAAAUGAAUUAAUUUGAUUAUAUAAUAAUA